Molecule: messenger RNA, 474 nt
Organism: Fraxinus pennsylvanica
Lineage: Eukaryota; Viridiplantae; Streptophyta; Magnoliopsida; Lamiales; Oleaceae
Source: the annotation of a GenBank genome assembly
AUGGAGUCGAACCACAAGCGCAGAGGUUUCGUCAAGGCAAAGAUGAUUAUGUCUUUGUAUCAAACAAAGAGGAAGACUCCGGCAAAGGAGCUCAUUUUCCCUCAGCAGAUGCAAUAUCAAAUAAAGCAGAAGGCUCCGCCCCAAGCCGACUCUGUGGGUUUCAUCGUCAAACCAGAACAAGUAUUUCCGCAAAAGAUGCAUCAAGCAAAGCAGACUGCUCAACCUUCGGUAGGCUUCAUCGUGAACCAAGAUCAAGUUUUUCCUCAACAGAUGCAGAAAGGUUCGAUUGUUGUGCCUGAAAGAGGUCAGGAUUCUUAUGGAAAGUUGGAUAAUUUCUAUGGCGUGGCCGGAGAUGAUGGCGUUGAUGCAAAGGCUGCAAGCUAUAUAUCAGUUGUGCGUGAGAGACUCAGCCUUCAACAUGUCAAUUCUGAACGUAAAACUUAUGAAGACAUAUAUAGCAGUGAAGAUAAGUAG